AUGAAAAUCAUCGUUGCUCUCACACUCUUCUUUUCUUUCGCAUCAGCGACACUCAAAGGCAUUUUGAUCAACAAGACAACUAACCACCUGAUGGACCACAACACCAAUCGACACCGUUCCAGCGGCGUCCCAUCCCAUCUCGACCAAAUCUGUCAAUUCUGGCUGGACCAAGCAACUUCCAACCGAGCAAAACUCGCUGCCUACGAAAAAUGCGCAAAACUCGUCCAAAGUCCGAAACUCCAAAAGCCACAAGCUAGCUUCAGACGAAACAUCUACCGACGCAGAAUGCUUCAAUAA
Molecule: messenger RNA, 297 nt
Organism: Oikopleura dioica
Lineage: Eukaryota; Metazoa; Chordata; Appendicularia; Copelata; Oikopleuridae
Source: the annotation of a GenBank genome assembly